AUGAAGCCUACAGCCAACCUCCGGUCCUACGUACUUGCAAUUGGCCUCGAAUUGAAGGAGUAUCAGGUGCAAACCAAAGAUGGCUAUAUAUUACCGCUCCACAGACUUAUAGAUCCCAAACAAACAGACGAUCAAAGGGCACAAAUGGAGCCAAUUCUUUGUCAGCACGGCCUCUUAUCGUCUUCGGGAUCGUUUCUUACUCCAGGAAACCGGUCGCUUCCUGUAUUUCUUCUUAGGCAAGGAUUCGAUGUUUGGCUUGGGAAUAAUCGCAGCGGGUUCGAGCCGCUUCAUGCUUUUUACACGGGAAACUUGAUGCACAACGAGGAGUACUGGGACUGGGACAUCCAGGACUUGGCCCACUAUGACAUCACGUGCCUCAUUGAAAAUGUACUUGUUCAUACGCCAAAUUACAAGAAACUUAUUCUUAUGGGACAUCUGCAAGGAUGUACUCAAUCGUUUUUGAUGCUCCGAAACACAGAACUCGCUGAAAUUCAUGAAAAAGUGGGCUAUUUCGUGGGGCUUGCACCGGCAAUAUACCCGGGCACCUUGUUUCACAAGAGAAAGUUCUUGAAGUUUAUGGGAAACCGGUCUAAGCUUGGGUUUAAGCUCUUUUUUGGAGUGUGCUGCUUUUUGAACGUGUUGACGCAGUCUCGAAAUUGGUUCCAUAACUUCCCAUUGUUUGGAAACGUGUGUGUGUUGAUGUUCAACUACUUGUUUCAAUGGAAUGGGAAGUUGUGGAAUUCCAAUCGGAAAAUAUGGCACUUUCACUUCAUUUUCAACGUAAGUUUUGUGUCGGCCAAGUUGAUUUCCUGGUGGCUUAGCUUUUGGCGUGAGGAAUCGUUCAGAAAUGAGCUUGUGUCGAAGGAGACGUUCCAAGAUGGAAUGAACUUUCGGGCGACUGAAGAACCAAAGUACAAUGUUUCUGAUGACAAGACAUUUUUCCCGUUCAAACAACAGUGGUUUUCCGAGUCGGUGAUACCAAUGGCCCUUUUCAUAGGCGAGGUCGAUAACCUUGUGGAUGGCCAGCGGUUGGCGUGUCAUAUGGAGACCUUUGAACCCAAGUACCAGAAGAACGAGAACCUUCACAUUUUCGAAGUCAAGCACUAUUCCCAUCUAGACGUCCUAUGGGCUAAUAAUGUGAUUCGGGAUAUCGGAAGAGAUAUGGUGGAGGUGCUACAAAAUCGGCAGGCCCGAUAG
Messenger RNA from Yamadazyma tenuis ATCC 10573, 1197 nucleotides. RefSeq names its product sterol esterase. Gene Ontology annotation, biological process: lipid metabolic process. Lineage: Eukaryota; Fungi; Ascomycota; Pichiomycetes; Serinales; Debaryomycetaceae. The record is from RefSeq and is a predicted model, not a curated record.